Molecule: messenger RNA, 1867 nt
Organism: Protopterus annectens (West African lungfish)
Lineage: Eukaryota; Metazoa; Chordata; Ceratodontiformes; Protopteridae
Product: DNA topoisomerase 1-like
Exons: 8
Coding region: 1-1023 (340 amino acids)
Biological process (GO): DNA replication; chromosome segregation; DNA topological change
Cellular component (GO): nucleolus; chromosome
Molecular function (GO): DNA topoisomerase type I (single strand cut, ATP-independent) activity; DNA binding
Source: RefSeq, a predicted model, not a curated record
AUGCAUAAUUCAUCAUUAAUGACAUGGUUUCAGGGAGAGAAAGACUGGCAGAAAUAUGAAGUUGCACGACGUCUAAAAGAUGUAGUAGCUCGUAUUCGUUCCCAGUACCGAGCAGACUGGAAAAAUAGAGAAAUGAAGACAAGACAGAGAGCAGUGGCACUUUAUUUCAUUGAUAAGCUGGCUUUGAGAGCAGGUAAUGAAAAAGAAGAAGGUGAGACUGCUGAUACAGUGGGCUGUUGCUCCUUGCGAGUUGAGCACAUCACUCUGCAUCGGGAAUUGGAUGGGCAGGAGUAUGUGGUGGAAUUUGAUUUCCUGGGAAAAGAUUCUAUCAGGUACUAUAACAAAGUACCAGUAGAGAAACCGGUGUUCAAGAAUGUGCAGCUGUUCAUGAAAAAUAAAGAACCGUCAGAUGAUCUCUUUGACAGAUUAAAUACAAAUAUCCUGAACAAGCAUCUUCAGGACCUGAUGGAUGGUCUGUCGGCUAAGGUUUUCAGAACGUACAAUGCUUCUAUUACUCUGCAGCAGCAGCUGAAGGAGCUCACAGAUGGUGAAGAUAAUGUAGCGGCAAAAAUCUUGUCAUAUAACCGAGCAAAUAGAGCUGUUGCCAUUCUGUGCAACCACCAAAGGGCACUUCCCAAAACAUUUGAAAAAUCUAUGCAGGCUCUUCAAACAAAGAUUGAUGCGAAAAAGGAACAGGUGACUGAAGCUAAGAUGGAAGUGAAAAGAGCUAAAGCAGACCACAAAGCCAUGAAGAAUGAAAAAUCCAAACAGACUGUAGAGAAGAAGAAAAAACUAUUGGAAAGAAUGGAAGAACAGUUGAAGAAACUUGAGCUCCAAGCUACAGACAAGGAAGAAAACAAGCAGAUUGCAUUGGGCACGUCCAAGCUCAACUAUCUUGACCCCAGGAUCACUGUAGCCUGGUGCAAGAAGUUUGGCGUCCCAAUUGAAAAGAUUUAUAAUAAGACACAGAGAGACAAGUUUGCCUGGGCUAUUGAUAUGACUGAUGAGAAUUUCGAGUUUUAAAAAGCUCUGUAAAAUACAAUUGGAAGUUGUAUUAAAAAAAAAAAAAAAAAAGAUACCAGCCUGUAACUGAAACUGGUACCCUGGUGGCUCUUGCCCUUUGUUACUUCAUUGUUGAGCACUUUUCAAUUUUUUCGAAAUUCUUUGAACAUUUUUCUCACCCAGUGUGCAUAUAUUCUCUCACAUUUUGUUAUGAAAAUACAAUUAGUAAUUACUACUAAUUUAUUAAUUUAUGUUGAUUUGUAUAUUUUGCAGACAUUUACAAUAUAAAGACUACCAAGCAUGUGACACAGUGUUCAAGUUGUUCAUAGGUUGGUACUAGGCUAUCGGCCCUAGGACCUAUACAAACCUAGCCAUAACAAUUCCCUGGAUAUUUCUUCCCACAAUAUUUACUUCCCUGUAAUUUUUGUGUUGUAAUUUUUUUGUAACCUACUGGUUACCUGUUUCAGGUAAUGACAUCUAAUUUUAUUAGAUGAUUUUUCUACUUCACAUUAGGGCUUGAGAUUGUUAGUCUUUUUGCUUGUGACCACAUUUAAUUGAUAGUUUGGAAUUCUGAAGUAUGUCGUACCAUGUAAUAUUGCUGUCUGACAGCACACAGUUGUAUGUAAUGUUACAUGGCACUUAACAUUUAAUGUCGCAUUGCACUUGCACCAGUUGAAGACGCGUUUUGCAUCUUUAUCCAUUUUAAAGAAGUAUGGGCAGAAACUGAGCCAAGCAUUUGUGCAGGUUGGAACACCUUUUUUUUCCUGCUGUUGUUAUGAACAGUAAUAUUUUUUCUUUGUCUUUCUCAUAAAAAAUGUAAACAUGAAUAAAUUCCGUGCUGCAGGCACAUUUUUUUAAGACUGAA